Hyla sarda is the source of this 1274-nucleotide messenger RNA. Its product is annotated as exoskeleton protein RP43-like. NCBI's taxonomy places the organism in Eukaryota, Metazoa, Chordata, Amphibia, Anura, Hylidae. The record is from RefSeq and is a predicted model, not a curated record. Bases 190 to 441 code for a protein of 83 amino acids. The transcript has 3 exons.
UCCCAUCACCUCGUCUCUGUAGUAAUUCCUACAUUAAAGUCUAUGAUGGAGUCAGUCAGUCCUCGCCAGUCCUGCUGGACAAGACAUGUGGAAGCGGACCGGUCCCACCGCUGGUAUCAUCUGGAAGCUUCAUGCUCAUAGAGAUUGUGAACAACCAACCAUCGGUUCUGAGCACUUUUACAGCUUCCUAUGAAACAGGUGUCCCUGACCUUCUCUUACUUCAGUACAGAGUCUUCGCAAUCUUGCUCUACGGACUAUUUGAUUGUUAAUGAUGGACCAUCGAACUCCUCCCCCAUCCUGGGCACAUACUGUGGAACGAUGGAGGACCUACCUCUUUUACUGAUGUCUACUGGGAAUGUGAUGCUUCUCCAAUUCCACAGUGGAAAUAGUAGUGGUCAUAAUGGUUUUUAUGCUCAGUAUGAGUUUGUGACUUCAAGCUAAAUAAAACGGAGUCCAGUUAAAACCGAGAGCGGACCCUUCGUGACAGAAGAUUUUCUUCGUUCUAUGGCCUGUAUUAGUUUGAUUUAGAUAAUUAUGUCUAAUGUGAUUUUAUAUUGAUUUUGAGAUGGCACGUGUGCUUGGGAAACCAUCAAAUUUUCCUUUAUUUCUUAUUGUUUAGCAAAAGGACUAACUAUAAAAUUCGGAUUCACGUUUUGACUUCCAGUGCCUCAAACUGGGCAAUUAAGAAUUUACCAGCUGUUGAAUUUGCAAACCUGCUAAUUUUGUGGGAUUCAAUGUUUUGUUCUUGUUUUGAUUUUGACUUAAAUUUAUUUUUUUGCCACAGUAAGGGAUAAGUUGGGUACGGCCACGUUUGUUUGCCCCUUUUCUAUCCUAAGCUUAAAGGAGAUGUCAUGCCUCUUAUCCGAUCUCCUGAACAUUCCACGGCUCUCCCAAGGAACGCAGCAUCACAACCCCUGUCUGAAGCGGGGGUCUCCAUGCUUCUUUCGUAUAUCUUUAUGGGAAAGCUGAAGAUAGCCAAAUGGCUCUCCCAUAAAGAUGUAUGGAGGGUGUGUGUCAGAGUGCGGGAUAAGUUUUUCGGCAUUAGACUCCUCCUUUUACUGCUAGAUCAGUGUCGUCAGCAAGCAGUCUGUGCCAAAUUUGUCAGCUCUAGAAUAGAUUUGAACAGUUCUGGAUGGGGUUUCCACCAGGUUGGCAACACUGUAGGCAGGCCAUUCCCGAACUGGGCCAAAGUUGGUUGUCCGGGGGUGGGAUUGCGGCACAUAAUUGUUUUUAAACAAUGUAUGGGUAAAAAAUCUGCUUGAUAUAAUUCUGCU